Messenger RNA from Pangasianodon hypophthalmus (striped catfish), 4071 nucleotides. RefSeq names its product protein phosphatase 1, regulatory (inhibitor) subunit 7 (gene ppp1r7). Gene Ontology annotation, molecular function: protein binding. The transcript has 10 exons. The record is from RefSeq and is a predicted model, not a curated record. NCBI's taxonomy places the organism in Eukaryota, Metazoa, Chordata, Actinopteri, Siluriformes, Pangasiidae. Bases 100 to 1137 code for a protein of 345 amino acids.
GAAUGACUAUCGUUAGGCGAUGACGCGUUUCUACAGCAGAGAACUGAUUGGUCGCUGGAGCUGUCAAUCAUUGAGCCGUGGGUGGGUCGCGAGGGGAAAAUGGCUACCCUGUCUGUUAGCGAGCCUCAGGAGAUGGAAGUUGACAGGAGGGGCGAGUCCGAGGAGUCCGGCGAUGACGAGACCAAGAGGAGGAGCGUCAAUGGAGACGUGGAAGAUCUGCAGCGAGCUUCCACAGCUCCAGAUGAGUUGCCUGUCGAUAUGGACACCAUCACCCUCGACCCUAACGAGGAGGACGUGGAUCUGGUCCACUGUCGGAUCGGGAAGAUCGAGGGACUUGAGGUCUUGCAGAAAGCCAAGACGCUUUCUCUCAGACAAAACCUGAUUAAAAAGAUAGAGAACCUGGAGAGCCUGGUCUCGCUGAGGGAACUGGACCUGUACGACAACCAGAUCCGCAAGCUGGAGAACCUGCAGGCUUUAACCGAGCUCGAGCAGCUAGACGUAUCGUUCAACCUGCUGAGGAAGAUCGAAGGUCUGGAGCGUCUGACGAAGCUGAAGAAACUCUUCCUGCUGCACAACAAGAUCACGAACAUCGCCAACCUCGAAAACCUCACUGGCCUUCACAUGCUGGAGCUCGGGUCCAAUCGCAUCAGGAUCAUCGAGAACCUGGACGCGCUCACUUCUCUGGACAGUUUGUUCCUCGGCACGAAUAAGAUCACUCAGCUGCAGAACCUGGACGGCCUCCACAACCUGACGGUCCUCAGCAUCCAGAGCAAUCGCAUCACCAAACUAGAGGGACUGCAGAACCUGGGGAACCUGAAGGAGCUCUACCUGAGUCACAACGGCAUCGAGGUUAUCGAAGGCCUCGAGAACAACAAAAAGCUGACGACUCUGGACAUCGCAGCGAACAGGAUAAAGAAGAUCGAAAACAUCAGUCACCUCACAGAACUGCAGGAAUUUUGGAUGAACGAUAAUCAGAUAGAGAACUGGAGCGACCUGGACGAGCUGAAGAACGCUAAGGGUUUAGAGACGGUGUAUUUGGAACGCAACCCGCUGCAGAAAGACCCUCAGUACAGACGCAAGAUCAUGCUGGCACUGCCCAGCGUCCGGCAGAUCGACGCCACCUUCAUCCGCUUCUGACCUCCACACACACACACACACACACACACACACACACACACACACUCACACACACACUCACACACACUCACACUCUCUCUCCGCCUCCUUCCUGCUCCAAAUCUCACCUUUUCCUAACCAUUAGCCAGAUCAAACACACACACACACACACACACACACACUGCUCAUAUGCAAACACCCUUUACUAACACACACACACACACACACACACACACACUUGUUCCUCUUCCCUCCACUUCUAUUCCAAAGCUUCUUCCAUUUUUGGUCAAAUAAAACACACUCUGUUAGAUCACGUGCAAGAGUACCCUUUACACACACACACACACACACGUGUCCCUAUGCUAAUGUUUGGUUUGAGGUGUUAGAAGGACAGGAAGUUGAUGGUCAUCAGUGUUGAGACUCUCGUCAUCACACGCAAAGUUUUUUAGUUUAAUAUCGGAUCAGAACAAUAAUCCAGAAAGUCUGUUACUAUUAUUACUAUUAUUAUUAUUAUUAUUAUUAUUAUUAUUAUUAUUAUUAACAUUCGCAUUUCUACUCUGUUAUUUCGAGAUCUCGGGUGAAUUUUCUUCUCAAACUAGCAAAAGUGACAUUAUGACAUUAUUAAUGUAACGUAAGGAACUCGUGGGGGCGGAGCUUGCUGAUUUGUCAAUCAUGUAUUUAAAUUUUAAAAAAGGGACAAUUUAAUGCAAAUUAGUAAGAAAUCAUUAAUGCUACACAAUCAAUUAAUCAGCUCUUGUACAUUCAUCAGAAUGAACCUGUACGUCCUCUGUGUCUCCGCCUCGGAAGCCCCGCCCACGCGGACACGUGAUCGCUGAUUGGUCCUCGGCGGCAUUUAUUAACGAGACGUACGAGACUCUGUAGCAAGCGUGUGGCUUUAAAAGCGUUUGGUCAACAAAGCUACAAGAAAUAACCACUGUCUUAUUUCCUCCCGGGAUUUAUUACAAAUUUAAACCAAAAAAAAAAAAAAUACAGGCCACACCCCCAAAAGAGACAAACAGUUAGGAGUCGUUCUCGUCUUUAACGCAGAAUAGGAACUUGUUUCGGGAACUCUCUGUGGUUCCUCUAAAGGUUCCUGAACCUCAGCGGAAGCACACUCAUCCACACGUCGAUCUGCUGGGCCGUUAGCCAACUUUAAAAAAACUUUAAAAGUAAACGCUCGGAAACAUCAAAGUUGUUUGACGGAAUUUUAUUCUCUCAUGAAUUUGAUGGGAGAAAAUUAAUAAUAAUAAUAAUAAUAACAAGUUGCCUUUCUGGGCUGUAAAACACUGUAUUAUUAUUUUCAGUAACUUUUCCAUUCGAUCGAAUGAUUUCUGACCAGAUUUUACUCCUUAAACGUAAAACGUACGAAGCCGUGUGCACGUGAAACACCGGACGAGAGCGUGUUUUUUUUUUUUUUUUUUUGGUGUGUGUGUGUUUUAUCGUGCGUUCGAUCCUGCGUUAAACACUAUAGCUGCAGAAUUGCAUAGUACCGCUUUAAAAAAAAUAAAAUAAAAAGUACAGCCUUUGCACCGGAAUGAAUUUGGCAAAGUUCAUUCAUCUCUGCUAUUUAUUUAUGAAGAGUCUUAAAGGUUUGAUUCUGUUCAUUUCGUUCUGUAAAAACGUCUAUAAAGCUGCGUUUUCCGGCUCCGAGUGACGUUUUAAUGACGACGUUUUAAAGCUACAAUCAGUAACGUAAAAGCUGUAAAACAGAUUAUGGCAGAUAUUUUGUGACGUCACAAAGUUUUUUGAUUUAUACGUCAUUAUAUGUAGCGUUAGCGUUCUAGUCCACCGCCAUUAUGUGAUUGUUGCCAUGGUUACAUCUCUCACGCUGUUCUCGUCACAUGUAAUUAAUACUAAUGAUUCGUUUAAUAGUUUAUUGCAUUGCCACUGUAUGUGCUCGUUGUCAUGGUUACAGUCCAGCUCGCAAAUAGCUAAUGAAUAAGGCUGAUUAGUGAUGUAGCUAGCACAGCUUUAAAACAAGACAGAUUAGUAAGAAAACGCUCAGUACGAUUAAAAUUACGACAUGAUUUACGCUUCGCGUUAACCGCUGACUCAACCUCCAUGGAUUUCUCCACGCUGAGAUACGACGUCACGUCACAACUCGUGAAACUGGGACACUGUCGGAAAACGUUACGAACUUAUUUGCGUUAAAAAAAAAGUACAUAACAUAACGGAGACUCAAGUCAGCCAAUCAGAAACGAGUAUAUUCUCUCGCUAUAGAUAUACAUAUCACGAUAUUUAUCACUAAUAAAAAAAACAACAAUAUUAUAAACAACAAACAUUUAAUUUAAUUGACGAAAGAAGGAAAAUGUGACCAGCAAUUAAGAAAAAAAAGGAAACUGACAUUUCACGAUACGUAUAAAACUUAUCGCGAUAUCGAUAUCAUAUCUCCCACCUCGUUCAUUAUUAUUAUUAUUAUUAUUAUUAUUGUUAUUGUUAUUAUUAUAUUUUUGCCUUUUCGCUCUAGGCUUUAGGGUAGAUAUACUGUACAUCAGUAAUGAAAUAAAAUCGGUGCAUAAAAAUGAAAUAAGAAGUGUUUAGUCAGUUACAGUGUAGAUUAGAUGUUUAAAAAAAAAACAACACACUGAUUGUAGCUUUAAAAACGUGACGUCCGAUACAGCGGAGAAAAUAUCACACACAUUCUACAGUUUAAUUUCCUAACAGACGUGUAGGAAUAAAAGAUGAAGAGAUGAAGACAGCGGAGGAGUGUGAGCUGAAGCGAGACGAUGGGAACAAAGUGGCGACGGAGUUUCGGCAGAUUUUUCCGUAAAUCAGCGUAAAACUGCGUAAAACUCAGAAAACAUCGGUUCUAAUUACUAACUGUUUCAGUGUGCUGUUUCUCCCCUUUUAUUUUAUUAGUAUUAUUAUUUUUUUAAUUAUGUUUCACAACUGCUUGGUUGACUGUUUUGAGAUGAAUGUAAUAUAAAUGACAAUAAACUUAAUUUGAAAAAUGUU